UCACCGUUUGUUUGCUGUUGAAACUUUUCGAUGUUUAUCUGCUGACUUUUGAACAGAACAGCAGCUUACUGGGUUUGCUGGUUAGGGUUAAUGGUUCUGCUGCCACAUGAGAAUGAUUGUUUUCUGAAAACAAAAGCUCUUUUCACAAAUCUCCUCUAUGUGUUGCCUUUGUCAGGUGGACUUUCACUGGAGCAGAAUCCUUCUGCAGAGGUUUCUGAAUGUUUCUAUGCUUCUGAAAGAAAAACUAGUCAGAAAAGUUUGAUUAAAGGCUGAAAGUUUGUGUUGUGUGCUUCCCCCAGAGCCAGUUUGAGUCAUCCUGCAUAAACACAAAAAAAAACUGUAUGAAUGAAUGAAGCAUGGCACGGGAACAGAACCACCAUCCGUUAUCUUGUUGUAGUAAACAAACAGAUAAUUCUCUGUAAACGUCCUGUCUUGUUAUUAUGUGAAACACGCAGAAGCUUCAUCCCGAUGCUGCUGAAGCUUCUGGACUGUAAUUUUCUGUGGAAUCGAGGUCAGAGACAGACACGCCCAGAGAGUCAGACUCUGAGCAGUAAAGUUUAGGGGUGGAAGACUUUCAGCGCCCACUCUGAGUGACUCAUUUGUCAAGAGGAAGCCCGUUGUUCUGUUGGAAUUUCCAUUCAUUUUGGAGCUGGAGAACGUCGGUCUGGAUGUGGCGUUUAAAACCGAGGCACAUGGGAGGAGUCCGCUUCCAGCCGGUGAAACACACCAGCACCAGCCACGUGACAGCUCUGAUAGGAUCACCUAAGAUUUGAGUUCACACAAAUCUUUCAGGACUUUAAGAAGUAAAUUUGUUUGGAAUGCAGAUUGUUUCCUUUAAAGAGUCGGGCGACUACUGAAACUCUCAUUUCCUUCUGCCUACUUUAUUUCACCACUAAUAAAUGUAAUGGAUUUUGAUUCACCGCUAGAUUAUAAUUGUUUAAACUAGAGUUCACCGCUCUGAUUUGGAGGCCAGAAGCUCGGAUGUGGCUGCAAAAGGAAAAUGGUGGAGGAGGAAAUGGGGGGGAGCUUUGUGUCAACACAGGAUUGUUUCUCAGAUGUUUCACUUCUGGUCCACUACCCAUAAAUAGACCCACAGGCUCAAAGUUGAAACUGCAUUAAAACAAAGUUAUGCAUGACUUGAUCUGGCUAAAACUGGAAUUAAAAGGUGUGAUAAUGAAGUUCCACUUCUGAAAUCCCACAUAAUGUGUGUACAAACAGGAAAACAACUUCUACGCAGACUCUAGCUCCUCUGUUUUGUUUCAUACCAUCUUUGUUUCCGCUUGAUCCGGAAACCAGAUUUUGCAAUUUCCUGCCUGUGAAAAACAGUGCAAGCUUUAUUGGAAAAAUGAUUCCUAUUGUCUUCACUUUGUGGCUUUGAUCACAGCUAUUUAUUAAAGGAGACAUGUCAUGACCACUUUUCUUAAACAGAUAUUUGGCAGUUUUGCUUGCUUUUAGCACCUCCUAGUGUUCAUUAUUAAUUAUCUGUAGUCUUUAUUUCUGCGUCUAACAGCUGAAAUGUCUCCCCAGCCUUCAUUAGUUUCUAGAGGUGUGGUUCAUCACCAAAUCAAACAAAUCAGCUGUUAAUGAUCAAAAAUAUGCAGGAAACGUGCUAGAAGCAGACUGCAGUGCCAGGUAUGUCAGCUCAAUUUUUCAGUAGCAGGUGGCAGGUGUAGUGUGUCUUUAAGAUGUAAUAGUACCUUAAACAUGUUUAUAAAGUUCUUGCACUAAAUCUGUCUCACAUGAAGCUAUUUCAGCAGUUUUAUUCUUGACUGCUUCAGUUCCUUCAGUGGCCAGGUUAUCCUGCCAACUCCUUCAUACCAACAGAAAAAAAAUUAUUUGCUUCAUCUGAACUCCACAAAGCACUGGGUGCAGCACACAGACGGCUAUCUGUGAGCUUAUUUUAACACGGAAAAUGCAAAUUCCGAUCUCAACCAUCAAGAUUGAAUAUAAGAUCUCAACUUUAAACCAAAUACCUGACUCACGAGUCAGUCAAAAUAAAAUGUAAUCAAAUAGAAGAGCUCCCGUCUCCAGACAAAAGUAAGGUUCCCAACUGUUUCUGACAGGAGUGUGGCCGAGGGCACGCAUGCUACGACCUGUUACAAAACAGGUUGACCUGUGACCUUCUGCAUUGUUUGUUUUAAAACACGAAUGAGCUGGUUUAUUUGUACUAAAUUUAGACAUUUGUAUCUACUUAUAUAACAAUUCAGAUGAAUUUUAGGUUUCUCUUGAUGAGUUAGGAUGAAGUAUCUAAAUUUAUUCCACCCUCUCAAAUCCCAGUGCACUUAAGAGCAAACUCGUUGUAUUGCUAUCCAGGCUGAAGCUUGCCUUGAACAAGAAGUUUUGAGCUUUAUUUUGGUCACAUGACCCCAAUAUCGGUUCAGCUCCAAGACUGAAAACAGAACUUGUUUGUACUUGCUUGUGACACUGCCGCCUCAGGAAUAAUCCAAAUUUCAACCCCAAAUAAGUGAUUCUACUACACAAGGAAACUAAAAUGGAUUUUUUAUGGAAAAAACACAUUUUGUCAUUUGGCAUGCAAAAACGUGAGCAUAAAUCUAUUUGAUGCUAUGCACACGACUUCUAAAAAAUAUCAAAUGGAGAGUAUAUGAAAAACAGUGAACCAGUGUUCUUGUUAGGAACUGGUAAAGGCACAUCCCACUUUAUCUCAUGACUAACAUCUUUUAUGGUUAAGACUUUCUACCCCAAACAACAGGGAAACAAAGCUGACCUGUCACAGCCUUAUUACACCACAGGAUCACAAACCAAGAGCAGUUAUGCUGAAGGAGGAGACUUGUGAGCAAAGAAGGGAGGGUCCGCCUGUCAAGAGAGAAAUCUGACAGCAGUGCACCACUUUUACCUGCUGAACUGUCAGGGAGCUGCAGAAUAUGCCGACUAGCUGAGAGAGGGAUUGUGUCUCAAAAUGGGUGGCAAUUUAAGUCAAAAGAAGAGCGUCAAGCGAUCAAACUCAAGGAGGCUCUCCAAAUCUAUCACCUCAGACUCAGAGGGUCAUUUUGACACUCCUGAAGCCGCAACUCCGGUCCAUGCACCUCCGACCUUCCCGGGAGAGCUGGAGAAUAACAACACGGAUGCAGACAAAACAGUGUCGGAGCAGGAGGACAACCUGAUAGUGACUGCUCCUGUCACUAAUUUGAACCACAGCAUGGGUCAGGAUGAGCCUGUGGUCUCCAUGGAUAGUCCGCUUGAAAUUAAAGUCCAGAAUCUGGUAGAAGAGGCAGUAGAGCAACAUGAAGAGGAGCUGGAAUCCUUUCCUGUUCCUGACUCAUCCCUACUGCAGGAGCUGGCCCAGUGCACAGCUCUGCUCUCGGAGACAUCCCUAGACAAAAAGCUCUUCCAUGCUGCAGAUCCAAUCCCAGAUCUGGCUCCUGUUUUAUAUCCAGAUUCUGCCUCAGAACCAAACUCAUUACGAAGUAUUGAACCUGCAGCUUCUCCUCCUUUAGAGCUUCCUCGGGAGGAACCUUCUGUUGAUCCAGAGACGCAGCACCAUGCCCUCCCCAGCCACGAGGAGCCUGCACAAAAGACUAAAACUAGCAAGUCCAAACCUCCAUCUUUAGAAAUAAAGGCCCAAGCAAAUCACCUUCUUCAGACAGAUGAGGAGCAAGAACUUUGUGCUCCCAAGGCUACUUACAGCUUUAACAUGGACCAGUUGGAUGACAGCUUCAACCCCUUCACCAGUGGUGGAUCUAAAAUCCAGAACUCCCCUCCACCAUGUGGCCCAGGCUCCCUCCCCAGGCCGGAGCCUCUUGGCAGCUCUUGGCCUAUUUCUCAGGCACAAGCAGAUUCAGACAUGAUUACUCCAUCAUCAGAGGCAAAGCCUGUGGUUCUGGAGUUUGGACUGGAUGAUGGAAACAUCAGAAAGCCCCCACCAAAGAAGUUAGGAGGCAAAAGGACAACCAGCAAACUGUCUGCAAAGAAGCAGAAGCCUAAAGAACCAACAACUUCUUGCAAAACUGAACCACAGCCUUCAGUGUUAGAACCACAUCCUCAACCAACAUCAGAAAUGCCUCCACAGCCUGUGUUGGAUUCAGAAUCAGCAGUGACAGACUCCUCUGCCCCGCUGAACCUGGAUGACGUUCCCAUCCCUAAAUCUGGAACCUACAACACUGACCCCAGUAAGUGGGAUGAUCCUAACUUCAAUCCAUUCGGAAGCAACAACAAGAUGAGCAGCUCUCCUGUGCUCCCCAAGGGCUCGUACAGCUUUGACUCCAUCAAAAACGAUGGCUCUGUGGACCCUUUUAAACCAUCAAAAUCCUUGAGCAAUGAUGAUGCAUCCUGCAGCAUCUCCCAACCCGAGACCGACGUAAAUGACGAAGACAAACAGAGAACAAGACAGAACCCCGGGGGGAGGAAGGGAAAGCAGAUUCCAAAGAAAAACAAAGAGAGGACAACCGCCCUCAGGACAUCUGAGCAAGCCAAGUUUCUCUGUUUUCUGUUGAAUUCCUGUAAAGUUCAGAAAUAUGACGAGAGCGAGUCUUUGGUCCUCGAUGUGUGCAAUCAGAGCGAGGAUGAGGUGGUGGUUCAGACCCCAGAGAUUACUCAGCAAGUUCAUCAUGCCACUGAUGAGGAGAAGCUGGCUUCCACAGGCAUGAUGGUCCAGACUGCAGAUGGCCAGGAGGAGAGAGAGGAGGUGGAGUGUAACAAAGCACCAGUGAAAAGGCAGCCAUCCAGGGAUGGAUCUGUUCUGGAUGGUCCAGAGAUCAAGAUUACAGGCCGCCUGGAGGAGAAGGACACCUUGAAAGACGAUCUAAAUGAGAAACUCCUGCACCAAACUGCUAAAAUGAGCAGCGGUGAGAUCCCUGACUCAGCAGCUCUGUCUCGGGAUGAAGUCCUUCUGAGUGAGAUGGACAAGGCUGAGGUGCUCACCCUGAUCAGAGAGGAGAUCAUCACUAAAGAGAUAGAAGUGGGUGAAUGGAAGAGAAAAUAUGAAGAAAGCAAAACUGAAGUGAUGGAAAUGAGGAAAAUUGUUGCAGAAUAUGAGAAGACUGUGGCUCAGAUGAUUGAGGAUGCACAGGAGCAGAAAAGCCUCUCCUGUAAUAAAUCAGUCAGGCAGUUGACUCUGGAGAGGGAUCAGGCUCUGGCUGACCUCAACUCAGUGGAGCGCUCCUUUGCUGAUCUCUUCAGGAGGUAUGAGAACAUGAAGGGGGUCUUGGAAGGCUUCAAGAAGAAUGAAGAGGUACUGAAGAAAUGCGCUCAAGACUAUCUGGUCCGCAUCAAGCAGGAGGAGCAGAGAUACCAAACCUUAAAAAUUCAUGCUGAGGAGAAACUGAACAAAGCUAACGAGGAGAUAGCCCAGGUGCGGGCCAAGGCCAACGCUGAAAGUGUGGCACUCAACGCUAGUCUGAGGAAGGAGCAAAUGAAAGUGGAGUCUCUGGAAAGAGCUGUCAUUCAAAAGAAUCAAGAAACUGAGGAGCUCACUAAGAUCUGCGAUGAACUGAUCGCCAAAUUGGGAACCGAAUAGGAGACAUUAAUGAAUCUCUGGUGCCUCCUUUCAGCUGUAACCAUGAACUCAAAGUAAAGUGACAAGAAAUCAGUUCAUGAGAAAAAUUUGGGCAAUCAAAACUUUUUAUUUAAACACAUAAAUGUAUUUUUAUUGAAAUACAUCAUGGCUGCACACAUAAUUCCCAUUCAGACUGAAGUAUUAAACUGAAUUAUAUUUUUCCAUCAUAGGAACCAUUUAUAGAAACCACAACAUCACCAUGAGGUGUAUUUUUUAUUACUUUUAUGCGGAGAAAAUGUGUUUCAUGACUGUUUGGUUUGAGAUUAUUGUUUAUAAUGAAUCCUAUUAUAAAAAAUUGUAAAGAAUGCACAUACAAUUUCAAAUACUGGUCAUGUUAUUUAAAAUAUAUGCAUUCAAAUCAACGAUUUUUAUCAUUCAUACUUCAUGUGUGCAGAGAUUAAGGGAAAGAAGGUGCAGCUAGAGAGCACAGAUCUCACUGCAGCACAUUUAAACUGUAAUUUUCUGAAUGAUAAUGUAAUCAAACAUCCGUACUGAGUGCCUAAACCAACUUAACACUAUUAGUUUUUUGGUUCUUGCAUAUUUUUUUCUGCCUUUUUCUGGGCGAUUGACUCACAUUCAAGAAGGCUUUGAGUUUGUUUUUUAUUUUGUUUUCAUGUCUGCUCUCAGAUAUCAAGAGCUUUGCAGUUAGAUCACAAAACAAGCGUUAGGUCCUGCAAACCUGAGUGUGACAUGCCUUGCAGAGAACCGUGUAUUACAUCCAGCUGUGUAAUUUGUUGCAUGGACGUAAUUUUCACUUUAGAAGUGGGGGGGACACGGGGGGUGUAUCUUUACAGUAUGCUCUAAUGGGAAACAGGCUUCAACACAAACGGUUGUUUUCCGCUUGGUCCUAGAGCUCAACCAGUGUCAAUUUAACAUAGCGUAAUAUUGUUUUUGGAUGGUAAAACAUGCAGGGGUCAAAACUUGACUUUGGAAAAAGUGGGGGGGGACAUGUGUCCCCCCCCCCCCCCCCCCCCCCCCAAUUUACGUCCAUCAUUUGUUGUAAUAUCAAUCAUGUGCCAUGUCAGGUUUUACUGUCACUCUGUGUUGAAGUAUAGGUAACAUUAGCUGCAGCCAUGUAACUAUUACAGGUUGUAUUGACAUUAUUUCUGUUAGAUGUUGAUGGGGUAACUUUUAUUUUCCUUUCACGCAUUUCUGGAUUAUUUUGCCAAAACAUGCGGUGUGUUUCCUGCAUGAUAAGGAUAUUCUGGACUCGUAAAGGAAUCUGCAGGUGUACGGCCUUGUCCGUGGUGUUUUUGGGAGCACAUGUUCUUUAUGCAACAGUUUCCUCUUUGCUAUCUAACAUGUUCUGAUCUGGACUUGAAGGGGUUUUGAAGCCCUGUAAGGAAAAAUGAUUAUUUUUACUCCUGCACAAUCAGAUGCCAAACAUCAAGGUAAAAUGAUGUUGAUGUGACUCCAUGUCUGUUAUAGUGGUGCCACAUUAGCUCAGAGCUGCUCUUCAAAGCACAUCCAUUGUUAUGGUACAAUGUGUAUAUUUUGUAUUUUAUGACAAGAACAUUCGGAGCUUUGUUGCAGAUAUUUGUAAAAUGUAAGAGUGAAGUACGUACCAAUUGUAUGUUGUUGGUUAUAUUUUGUGCAUUCCUAAAUAAAUGGGUAUGAAUUAAUAAA
Nothobranchius furzeri (turquoise killifish) is the source of this 7138-nucleotide messenger RNA. It is a transcript of the gene tacc1, whose product is annotated as transforming, acidic coiled-coil containing protein 1. Gene Ontology annotation, cellular component: cytoplasm. Gene Ontology annotation, biological process: mitotic spindle organization; cerebral cortex development; cell population proliferation. The record is from RefSeq and is a predicted model, not a curated record. Lineage: Eukaryota; Metazoa; Chordata; Actinopteri; Cyprinodontiformes; Nothobranchiidae.